GGGGCGGGGACCCUGUAUAGGUGGGGGGGAGGGGACGCAGCGGGUGCAAGGGACCCUGUGGCCUGGAGAACUCACCUUCCGAAUCUCGAUCACGAGCUGCCACGAGGCGGGAGCCCAGAGAUGCGAGCUGGAGGGCUUCGGAGCAGAGGGUGAGUCCCAGUCCCACCACCCGCACCCCCCGGGUCCGCUCCUCUUCUCCAGGCAUGAAGUCAGAGGACUUUCAGUUUUCAAACCUGAUGUGAACUUCCAACAAUAGUAAAGAGAAGAAUUGUGAGUGUGUGGGUCCUGGACAUGUGGACAUGAAGCAAGCUGAAGGGAGAGAACAUGAGAAGGUGACAGCCAGUGUUAGUUCCUGCUGAACAGCCAGAGGAGAGCUGAGGUCAGAUGAUGGCAUCCAGGUUCAUGAACGUUGAGCCAAAGGCCCUCGUAACAUUUGUGGAUGUAGCUGUGAAUCUCACCCAGGAGGAGUGGCAUCUUCUGGGCCCGGAUCAGAGGAGUCUCUACAGGGAUGUGAUGCUGGAGAAUUAUGGCAACAUUGUUUCACUGGGAUUCCAAGUGACAAAGCCUGAUGUGAUAUCUCAGCUAGAACGAGGGGAAGAGCCAUGGAUCCUGGACACACAAGGAGCUGAAGAGAAAAAAGUCCUAAGAGGUGACUGCUUAGAUUGUGAAACACAGACUAAGAGUGAGGAAUUGUCUCCAAAGCAAGAAAUUUCUGAUGAAAUGAGAUGCCAGAAUCUAAUAUUGCAGCGACUUAGAAGAGUUAUUCCCCAAGGACCCACAUUUGGAGAAGCUGUCGAAAAUGAGAAUAUGUUAAAGGAAAUGUGGGGAUCACCUGCAGGGAGGAACCUGAGGACACUACUUUCCCAAAAGAGAGGUUUCAGAUCAGGACCAGUGGUCCCUCAGAAGCCCCUCAUAUUGCAAAGAGGUCAGGAAUGUAAUGAAUUCAGAGAAAAUCUCAAUAUGAGUAUUCCUCCUGCAACAUAUCAAAGAGUUCCUCCAGAAUGGAGACCCCAGGAAUGUGACGAAAUGGGCCAAAUAUCUGAACAAAAUUCAGAACUAAUUACAUAUCAGAAAGAACAACCAGAAGAGAAGCCCUAUAAAGCUAAAGUAUAUUGGAAAGCAUUUACUCAGAAUUCAAACCUCAUUGAACUUCAGAGAAUUCACACCAGAGAAGAAUCCAGUGAGGGUGAUACCAGCAAAGAAACCUUCAACCAGACAUCAAUCCUUAUCAAGAAGGAGAAAGUGCUUAAUGGGGAAAAACCCUAUGAAUUUAAUGACUGUGAAAAUACCUUUAACACACAGUUAUCCUUUAUUCAAAACCACAAAAUCCCCACUUUAGAGAAACCCUAUCAGUGUACAGAAUGUGGGAAAGCCUUUAGCUUGAAAGGAAACCUUAUUCGACAUCAGAGACUUCACACUGGAGAGAGACCAUUUGAGUGUAAUGAAUGUGGAAGUGCCUUCAGCUUGAAGGGGAACCUUAUUCGACAUCAGAGACUUCACACAGGUGAGAAGCCAUUUGAAUGUACUGAAUGUGGGAAAGCCUUCACUCGGAGCACUGCUUUUAUUCUUCAUCAAAGACUUCACACUGGUGAGAAACCCUAUGAGUGUACUGAAUGUGGAAAAGCCUUCAGCCAAGAAGGAAACCUAAUCCAGCAUAAGCGAUUUCACACUGGCGAGAAACCCUACCAAUGUAAUGAAUGUGGAAAAGCCUGUAGUGACCGAACAUCCCUUAUUCACCAUCAGAGAAUCCACACUGGAGAGAAACCUUAUCUGUGUAAUGAAUGUGGAAAAUGCUUCAGCCAGAGUUCAAUCCUCAUUAAACAUCAGAAAAUUCACACAGGGGAAAAACCCUAUGAGUGUAAUGAAUGUGGAAAAGCCUUCAUUCUGAAAUCAUGCCUUUUUAGACACCAGAGAAUUCACACUGGAGAGAAACCAUAUCAAUGUAAUGAAUGUGGAAAAGCCUGUAGUGACCGAACAUCCCUUAUUCACCAUCAAAGAAUUCAUACUGGAGAAAAACCUUAUGUGUGUAAUGAAUGUGGGAAAGCUUUCAGCCAGAGUUCAAGCCUCAUUACACAUCAGAGAAUUCACACUGGAGAAAAGCCCUAUGAGUGUAAUCAAUGUGGAAAAACCUUUAGUGCAUCUUCAAAUCUCAUUCAACAUCAGAGAAUCCACUCUGGAGAGAAACCUUAUGAAUGCAUAAAAUGUGAGAAAACUUUUAUUUUGAAGUCUUACCUCAUUAGACACCAGAGAAUUCACUCUGGAGAUACCUUGUGAAGGAAGACACCUUUGUGGGAGAACCUUCAGGACACAUGCUUCCAUUAUUCAGCAUUAAAGUCACAUUGGCAACAAACCAUAUGUUGUAAAAGAACGAUAGAAGCUUUACCAUAGAAAUGAUUGCGAUCAAGUUUUUAUCCAGCACUUCAGUCUUAUUCACCAUCAAGAGAGUUAUUCUGGAGAAGAAAAUCCCAUGUAAUUUUAGUAAUAGCCUUCAUUUUGCAAAUUAAACAUUUAGAAGGAAAGUUCUUUUGCUUCUCAAAAUGCCACCCAUGUGAUUUAAGUAUGCUGCAACUACAUGGUAGUAUAGUGGCUACCACAUGAACUGACCUUAGAGGAUUCACAUCCUGCUAACGGUGGCCCUUCCUUGUAAGAGGAUAUUUUUACCUCUUCAAACACUACAUAUGUGAUUAAUGUUUUCUGCAACUGAAUGAUUGUAUGGUGCUGACUGACACAUGAAUUUGAACUAUAUAGGCUUCAUGUUCAUGAAAAUUCCUGACUUUCAAAGGGCAGCCUUCUGGUCCAAUUCUCACAUUUUUCAGCAUGAAUCUCAAUAUUGUUUUAUAUUUUGGAAAGCCUUUAUUAACUAAGGUAAAUUAGGUGACUUUAGGGAAAUCCUAUAUCUAACUAAACACAAUAUUUUAGAGGACAUUUGUUAACCAAUUUCUAAGCUUCAAUUAGGUAGCUUUCCUCCUAAACUAAUUGUUCUUUACCUUUUAUCCUUGUAGGCAGCCCCAAGGAAAAAGAUUUGAAACUUUUCAAUAACAUCAUAAUGACCACAGUUUAUUCUGUUUAAAAUUUCUGUUUGUUUGUUAUUCUGUUGUAUAAGAUGAAGUUCAGUUGUAUGUGAAGGUAUUAAUAGUAGUGACAACACAUGUCACAGUUACUUAACUUUGUAUCAGAUGACCCUUCCACAGGUCAGCACUUUUGUGAGCCUCUUUUAUCAUCAUAGGCCAAGGGCUUCUCUCAGCCACCAGAAGACAUUCAAAAAAAGAAGAGAAAGGAAAUUCAGUGUCUUUCUUUAUAUCCUUAACUCCAAGAAUUCUUCUUUCAUUCCAUAAGGCAUUUGAAGGACUAGAAAGAUAGGAAAAUGGAGUCUGUAAGUAGGAGAUAUUUAGGUUGUUUCCUUUUUUUCUCCUCAAAUGCUCCCUCUUCUUUUCCCACCAGCCAGCAUACUGGGUUGUUAAGGAAGCAGACCAAUUUGCCUAAAGCCAAUUAGCCUAAAAAUUAAUUUGCCUAAAACCAUGUUCUCUUUCACUUCUCAUAUGUUUCCUCCCUAGUCUUACCUCAGCCUAUCUGAUCUUUGUACCUGAGGCCAUUUUGCCUAAUAUCAAUUAGCCUAAUGCCAAUUUGCUUAAUAAUCAAUUCGCCUAAACCUCAUAAGCAUUUUGGCAUCAAUUUUUGUGUGUGUAACCUGUUUGUGAUUUAGCUUCCAUAAACAUUUUUAUUUCUUUUCUUUUUUGUCUUAACUUGUUUUGAGCACUUUACAGGUCUGUUAACAAUGUCUAAGGGUACUCCUGACCAAACCAAGUAUUUAUCAAAUUCACAACUUUUUAUAUAGGACAGAAUGGUUUUUAAUUCCUUAUGCAUCUUUCCUGACUUCUAGAUUUUUGCCAUUUUACUUACCCCUGUGUAUUUUAUUGCUUUAUUGAUUGAAAGGCAGUAUAGAAUAGUAGAAAGAGUACUAAAUGGGCUUGCAGUCAAAACUACGCAAAUGGGAGGUGCUGUUAAAAAAUUAGUAUAAACUCAAUGUUUAUUCAUGUUAAUCAACAUUCAGACUAUUAUGGAUGAAAGGAUAUAAUUGAUACAUUGGAUCAUAUAAUUGCUUGGUAGAAAUUUCAAAGAUCUGGUCUUUUAUCUAAAGCAAUAUUCUCUACAAAAAUAUUAGAUGUUUAGUUAACCUUUACUUGAAGACCUCCAGGGGCUGUGAACCUCUGCAAGUAGCUCACUUCAUUUCUGAACAGUUCUUAUGACUUGGAAGUUUUAUCUAAUAUUCAGCUGAAAUAUUUGUAACUUUAACACAUUGGUCCUAGUUCUGCUCUAUGGAACCAAGCAGAAUAUGUUUAAUCUCUCCUCCAAAUACCAACCCUUCAAAUUCUUGAAGAUAGCCAUCAUGUCCCUUACCAAGUCUUCUCUUUUCCAGGCUUACCAUUUCCAGUUUGUUGAAUAGAUCCUCAUAUGGUACUCCCACCACCAUCCUAGCUGCCUCUUCUCUUUGCACCAGUUUGUUGAUGCCCUUCCAAAAUAUAGUGCCCAGACCUGAGCAUAGCACAGAGUGGUUUAGCUGGGAAGAGUAUGUUCUGGGGUACAAUCUAAAAUCUAAUUUUUCCAUCUGCUGUGAUAUAUACUGAGCUUUCAAUUUACUAAAAGCUCUUUUUGCUUUUUCACAUGAUCUUUGUACUGUAUCUUUUUCCGUAUCCUAUACUUGUGUGAUUGAUCUUCUUAACCUCUGUAGGACUUUAGUCAAUUUAAUUCUAUUAGAUAUGCUGCAUUUUCUCAACCUAUUAAAAACUUUUGAUGACAAUUCUGUUACCUGAUGGCUCUCUCAGCUUUAAAAUACAAAGAUGAUAAACAUGGUAGCUAUACCUUCAUUGAUUAAAAUGUUGACUACAACUGAAGGAA
This is a messenger RNA of Monodelphis domestica (gray short-tailed opossum), 4896 nucleotides long. RefSeq lists its product as uncharacterized. Gene Ontology annotation, molecular function: DNA-binding transcription factor activity, RNA polymerase II-specific; RNA polymerase II cis-regulatory region sequence-specific DNA binding. The record is from RefSeq and is a predicted model, not a curated record. NCBI's taxonomy places the organism in Eukaryota, Metazoa, Chordata, Mammalia, Didelphimorphia, Didelphidae. Gene Ontology annotation, biological process: regulation of transcription by RNA polymerase II.